AUGGAGUUUGAUACUUAUGAUUAUGAGUUCUUGAUGACGGGAAUUCCUCCCGGUUAUCGAUUUGAACCAACUGACAUUGAGCUCCUUCAAGAUUACCUCUUGAAGAAAGUGAAUGGUGAACCGUUACCCUAUAAUAUUAUCUCCGAAUGCGAAAUCUAUGGCAACCAAGGUAAAGAGCCAUGGAAGAUUUUCAUUGAGACUUCAACCAAAACCUUUUAUGUUUUCACCAAGUUGAAGAAAAAGAGUAAAGGCAAAAAUAUUGAUCGAGUAGCUGGGUGUGGGACAUGGAAAGGUCAAAGAACCGAUCCUAUUAUGUAUGAGGAGAUGAAAAUCGGGAAUCGGAAACUUUUUGUUUUUCAAGUGAAGGGUUCCAACGAAGGCGUAAAAGGGCAUUGGAUCAUGCACGAGUUUUCGCUUGUUGACGAGGAAGACAAACAAAUCGGUGAUUAUGUUCUUUGUAGUAUUCGGAAUAAAAAUGCUAAAGAUGACACUGAAGAAGAGGAGCCUCCGAUGAAAAAGAUGAGGUACAAUUCGGAAGACCACAAUUCUCCUGAACCAACCAGCAGUGACAGUCCUCUCCAAACCCUUCUCUCGGACUGGUCGUAG
Molecule: messenger RNA, 606 nt
Organism: Gossypium raimondii (Peruvian cotton)
Lineage: Eukaryota; Viridiplantae; Streptophyta; Magnoliopsida; Malvales; Malvaceae
Product: NAC domain-containing protein JA2
Exons: 2
Coding region: 1-606 (201 amino acids)
Biological process (GO): regulation of DNA-templated transcription; system development
Molecular function (GO): DNA binding
Source: RefSeq, a predicted model, not a curated record